This is a messenger RNA of Columba livia (rock pigeon), 1561 nucleotides long. Its product is annotated as amine sulfotransferase. Gene Ontology annotation, cellular component: cytoplasm. The record is from RefSeq and is a predicted model, not a curated record. The transcript has 7 exons. NCBI's taxonomy places the organism in Eukaryota, Metazoa, Chordata, Aves, Columbiformes, Columbidae. Bases 183 to 1058 code for a protein of 291 amino acids. Gene Ontology annotation, biological process: sulfation. Gene Ontology annotation, molecular function: sulfotransferase activity.
UUGAAAGCAAGCCAACUAGCACGGUGUCAAUGGGUUCACAUGUCAGUUAAAAAGGAAAUAUGACACCUUGUGUCUCCAGAAUUACCUGCAUCCACCAAGCUGGGCAGUAGCACUGCACAUCUCCGUGGGCACUGAAGAGAGAGCAGAGGAGGUUAUUUGCCUAUUAAGACAACAGAUUAAUAAUGGAACCAUCAAAAGAAUAUGUGUUCAAAUACAAAGGAUUUUAUUUUGGUGUAAUUACUACACUUGAACACGUAGCUUCAUUAGAGAAUUUUGAAAUCAACGAUAGUGACAUAUUUAUAGCUACUUACCCAAAAUCAGGAACUGUGUGGACUCAGAACAUUUUGGCCCUAAUAAUGAGUGAAGGCCACCGUAAUGGAACAGAAAAUAUGGAAAUGAUGGACAGAAUCCCAUGGCUGGAAUACAAUAUAAAAAAUGCGGAUUUUGCCACUCUUCCUUCACCUCGUAUUUUUGCCACCCACCUGCCUUACUACUUAGUUCCAAGAGACAUGAGAAACAAAAAAGGACGUAUUAUUUAUGUUACCAGGAACCCUAAGGAUGUUAUGGUUUCUUACUAUCACUUCUCCAAAUUCAUGAACACAGUCGAGAGAAUACCAGAUUUUAAUAUUUUCAUGGAGAGGUUUUUAUCUGGCAAAGUACUUGCCAGUUCAUGGAUGGAUCAUGUUGCAGGCUGGUACAGUCAUGCAGAGGAUUUCAAUAUACUCUUCCUUACCUAUGAAGAAAUGAAAAAGGAUCUCAGAAGUGCUGUGCUGAAGAUCUGCAGCUUCUUAGGCAAGAAGCUGAGUGAAGAGGAAGUGGACAGCGUUGUCAGACAGGCUACAUUUGAGAACAUGAGAAAAGAUCCCAGGGCAAACUAUGAGAACCUGCCAGAAGAACUAGCAGAGAAAAACAAGGGCAAAUUUCUACGUAAAGGCACUGUUGGAGACUGGAAAAACAUCAUGACAGUGGCACAGAGUGAAAGGUUUGACAAAGUUCUUGAGGAGAGAAUGAAGACCUUGCCGAUCAAAUUUGUCUGGGAUAUCAAUGAUGAAGUGUAGGCUGGUUUUGAGUUUCAUCAUCCUUGGUGUUUAUACUGGAUAGACAUAUCUGAAGUUUUGGAAGAAAAUACAUCCAUUUUCAGCUAUGUUACAGAAAUAAUAAUGAUAACAGCUCAGUCAGAAAAUGUGAGUUAUCUGAGGAAGCUAAUCAAUUCCAACAGUUCCCUGUUUGAAAUUUUACAAGAUAUAUUAAUCAACUUUCUUCUAGUUUGUCUAUGAAGUCUAGAUUGACUUCAUUUCUUCAUGUUUGCUUUUACUUUCAUUGGCUUUAAUAAUACCAGAGUUGUAGACAACCCAGUGAGGAUAGAUCGGUGUUGCUAAAAACUCUCUGAAAAAUGUUUCAGUUGUGCAUUUCAUGAGGCUUCUUUUGGUAGAAUCUUCCAUGUCCAGACUGGAAGACUGACCAGCUCCGCUAUGGUUAUGCUUUGAUAUGUUUGAUUUCCUAUUUCCUUGGUGAACACUAAUUCUCAACUGUUUGCUAUUAAAGUGACCUUCGUGUUGCA